This is a messenger RNA of Phragmites australis (common reed), 2369 nucleotides long. RefSeq names its product EH domain-containing protein 1-like. The transcript has 16 exons. Gene Ontology annotation, biological process: endocytosis; endosomal transport. Gene Ontology annotation, cellular component: intracellular membrane-bounded organelle; plasma membrane; cytoplasm. Bases 148 to 1791 code for a protein of 547 amino acids. Lineage: Eukaryota; Viridiplantae; Streptophyta; Magnoliopsida; Poales; Poaceae. Gene Ontology annotation, molecular function: protein binding; calcium ion binding; GTP binding. The record is from RefSeq and is a predicted model, not a curated record.
CAACGCGGACUAGAGGGAGUGGGGAAAAGCAAAGCGAGGCGGCGGCACGUCAGGUUCCUGUCUCACCUGUGCUGUUGCAGCUGCUCGUGCUCCAGGCGGCGGCGGCGGCGGCCGAGCACUGGGGCUGGGCAGCGAGAGGGGACGGAGAUGGAGAUCGCGCGGUCCGCCACCGGUGUGGGCUGCUCCAAGGAGCACCAGAGGAUCUACGCCGAGUGGUUCGCCCUCGCUGACCCAGAUGGCGAUGGCCGCGUCACGGGCGCCGACGCCACCAGCUUCUUCGCCAUGUCUGGGCUCUCACGCGCCGAUCUCAAGCAGGUAUGGGCGAUCGCGGACUCCAAGCGUCAGGGGUACCUCGGAUUCGCCGAGUUCGUCACCGCAAUGCAGCUGGUGUCACUGGCGCAAGCGGGGGAUGAGAUCACCCAGAACAGUCUGAAACGUGAAGACCUGAGCACCAUGGAUCCGCCUGUGAUGGAAGGUGUCGACGAACUAGUUGCUAGAUCCAAGGCUGUUGUGAAGAGAGUUCACCCAAAUGACAAUGGCAACCCUCAGGUCCAAGCACCUUCUAUAUAUCACUGGUUCGGUUCAAAAUCAGCACAGAAGGUGCAGAUGCCUCUGACUGCCGUUACCUCUGUAAUUGAUGGCUUAAAAAGACUAUACAUCGAAAAACUGAAGCCUCUUGAAGUCGCAUACCGAUUCAAUGAUUUUGCUUCCCCAUUACUGGCAAGCAGUGAUUUCGAUGCAAAGCCAAUGGUUAUGCUCUUGGGUCAAUACUCUACAGGGAAAACAACAUUCAUUAAGCAUCUGCUGCAAACAAGCUACCCAGGAGCUCAUGUCGGACCCGAGCCAACUACUGACAGAUUCGUAGUUGUCAUGUCAGGGUCCGAUGGAAGGACUAUUCCUGGCAACACUAUUGCUGUUCAAGCCGACAUGCCAUUCACUGGUCUUACAACAUUUGGGGGAGCGUUUCUGUCAAAGUUUGAAUGCUCUCAGAUGCCACACCCACUGCUAGAGCAUAUCACCUUUGUAGACACUCCUGGAGUUCUCUCUGGUGAAAAGCAACGGACCCAACGCAGCUAUGAUUUCACUGGUGUAACUUCAUGGUUUGCUGCUAAAUGUGACCUUAUUCUUCUUCUGUUUGACCCUCACAAGCUUGAUAUAAGUGAUGAGUUCAAACGUGUCAUUGCGUCUUUACGUGGCCAUGAUGACAAAAUACGUGUAGUGUUGAACAAGGCAGACCAAGUUGACACUCAGCAGCUUAUGAGAGUGUAUGGUGCACUGAUGUGGUCUCUUGGAAAAGUGCUAAAUACUCCUGAGGUUGUGCGCGUGUAUAUCGGGUCCUUCAAUGAUAAACCAGUGAUUGAAUCAGCUGUUGGCCCAAUUGGGAAGGACUUGUUUGAGAGAGAGCAAGACGAUCUCCUCUGUGACUUGAAAGACAUUCCUAAGAAGGCUUGUGAUCGUCAGGUCAAUGAAUUUGUUAAGCGUGCUCGAGCUGCCAAGAUACAUGCUUACAUAAUUGGCCAUCUCAAGAAGGAGAUGCCUACAAUGAUGGGGAAAGCUAAGGCUCAACAGCGACUCAUAGACAACUUAGAAGAUGAGUUUGCAAAGGUUCAGAGGGAAUAUCAUCUCCCGGCCGGAGACUUCCCUGACGUGGAGCACUUCAAAGAGGUGCUGGCUGGGUACAGCAUCGACAAGUUCGAGAAGAUGAAGCCCAAGAUGGUUCAGGCCGUGGACGACAUGCUCGCGUACGACAUCCCGGAGCUGCUCAAGAAUUUCAGGAACCCUUACGAGUGAACUGAACUGGCCUCUCGUCGGUUGUAAGGUUACCUUUACCUGUGACACCUGAUGGCUGAAUGAUGCGACAAAAUAUGCCGUGUCCAAACAUGCCUCAAGAUCCAGAGAAUCGUGGUGCAUGUGCUGUUCCGUUUCACCGUCGGCUUUGUGUUGCGGCCGUAGGCGUAGGAAACCGUAGUGCCGUUGCGAUCUUGUUCUGAUGCAAUUUUCCUUUAGUGAGGUGCGAGCGAGAAAGCGACAUGCUGCGAUGAGAACUUGAACCAUGUGAUGUUGCUGGCCCAGGGCGGCACACGAUGCAUCAUGCACCAGCACUGCCGCGCUGCUCUGUGGCAUUCCAGUUAGCCGCGUUUCGCGUUUGAGUGCUUCAGCAAGUCGUUUCAACCUGAAUAGACUUUUGUCUGGCUGGCUGCGUACACACGGAGAUGUGCUUGCCAGCGCAAGUAGGACCUCUUUCUGUCUCUUAACCUUAUAAACGAAGAACCUAUAAAUUUUGCAGAAACAGUAAGUGAAUCGUCUGAGUCUAUACUACUAUAAAAUAUAUAAUUGGUGACAUAUCCAGAUGAUCUUCCUCGUACAAC